AUGGUCAAUCAUAUUAAUGGAAAUGAUGAGGGCAGACAUCAUCAGCGGCAACCCACCAUUCCUUUUGCCCGUUCAACCAGACAGAAGCCGAGAAGAUGGCCACUUGCCCUUCGCUUUAUUAAGGGCGCCAUUCAUGGUGCCAUCAUACUGCCAGUGGCCCUGCAUGGCUUAUUCGCUGCUUUGGUCGUCUUUCUUGACCAGCAUCUAGACGGAAGAUUAGGCCUUCCAGCAAGCAUCAUCCCAAGCUUGUCAAUCGUCGUUGGUCUCAUGCUGGUCUUCCGUAACCAGACGUGCUACAACCGUUUUUGGGACGGCCGCAACUACCUCACUGUGAUCAUUACAUCCGUCCGUAAUCUUACACGCUCCUUUCUGGCCUGUAGCGCCAUCACUUCCAGUACGAACCAAACUCUCGCGGACCGAGCCGACACUGAACGCGUUGUCCGCAUCUUAGUUGCAAUACUCUAUGCCACGAAGAAUCACCUACGAGCGGAAUGGGGUGCCGAAAUCAUACCAGGCACAGCCAUCAGCGUGAACACUGGUAGUGCUACGCAUAUACCAGAAUACAGCGAGCUGCUGCCCCAAGGACUGACGGGGUUGGAUGGCCGAGGUGUAGGACUGCCCCUGCAAUUGACCUUCUUUGUGGAACAGUAUAUCAAGAAAUUCUUUGACAAGGGCAUAUUCCACGGGCCGCAGGCCAGCCAGAUGCAGGUGCAGUUGAAUACAUUGACAGAUGCGUAUGGGCGGAUGGAGACGAUACGAUUGACCAGCAUUCCAGUUGCUCAUCUGAUCCAUCAGAAACAAGUUUUGGCGCUCUUUGGCUGCGUGCUGCCCUUCGCCCUUGUCGAGGACAUGAGCUGGUGGGCAGUGCCUAUUGUCGUACUUGUCAUGUUUACACUCUACGGUAUCGAUGGUAUUGGCAUGCAGUUGGAAGAUCCUUUUGGCUAUGACCGAAAUGAUAUCAAGAUGGAUGCAAUUGUAGAGGACAGUAGAUCUGAGAUCAUGGUGCUUUUGGAGGAAUGGAAACGAGUGAGCCAGACUGGUAGGGAGAUGUUCAUGGGGAAACAGGGGCUGCAGAGAAGAAACUUCAGGGAUGGAAUCCAGGACUCUUGA
Molecule: messenger RNA, 1110 nt
Organism: Letharia columbiana
Lineage: Eukaryota; Fungi; Ascomycota; Lecanoromycetes; Lecanorales; Parmeliaceae
Exons: 5
Coding region: 1-1110 (369 amino acids)
Molecular function (GO): chloride channel activity
Source: RefSeq, a predicted model, not a curated record